AUUAUGGCACCCUCGCGUAUCCUCGAAGCCACAGAAGCUUCGCAGGAGAGUGAGUCUGGAGUCAAGGUCCAGACCAACGGCAAAAGCGAGACAAACACAACCAACGGCACCAGCAACGAUACGCAAGACGAUAUCAGGGGCGACUCAGCCGACAAGAAGGCUGAUACGAAUGGCGACACCAAGAGCGACGACUCAGAGGAGGACGUUGACCCAAAGAAAAAGGUCGAUGCUGCAGAGCCUAUGAAGGCAGAAUUGAAACACUUGGAUCGCAAGUACAGCGAGAAGCAUCAGUGGUAUUAUGCCGAGACUGUGGAGGACAACGCAGUUCCAGAUCAGGUCGAUUGGUGGACGAAGUAUGUUUUGUGCAUCACAAGAUACAUGUCAGAGGAUGGCAAGCGCGUCCAAAAAGUAGUCGUCCAGAUCAACUCACAGCACCUCAAGGACCUUCUCAAGCAGGCCAUUGGCUCCUACCCUGGCGUCAAUCUCGACACAAAAGACAUCGCUCUGACCCAACCAUGCCGCCUUCUCUACCACUACUUCGAUGAGAUCAAGGAGCACGGCGAGAGAUUUGAGGCUGGCUCUGAGGCAGCAGCUCACUAUAAAGUCCUUCUCGAUCACAUCCAAGAAGAGUUUGGAGAGACUAUCCAGGAAGCCAACAACCUCCGCGAGCAAAAAGUCAUGACAUACCAGCAUCUGUGGACUAUUUUCAAGCCCAAGACUGUUGCUUUUGCACGCGUUCUUGGUCAAGUUCAGGCUUUCCGUGUGCUUGACUCGCACUACCAAUGUGGUCAGCAGCCUCGCAUGGUUCUCCAAAUGCAGCGGGUAGACUUUGACGGCAAGCGCUUUGGCUACUGGAAUGAGAACAUGGCUAUUCCUGCAUAUCUAGGAGCUGUUUCCCUCAGCAGGCUUGAUGUCGUCUCUCGUGACUUCUUUCCUCAUGUUGAGGACGUAGAGGAGCGCCUUAUUGCUAGAGGUCGCCGCUUCGAGCAGUAUGCCGGUAUACACUUCGCUGAGCAUGCCGCCAUCGCUUUAGAGCACGUCUACAAUAGCUCUCGUGGUGACUACGACGUCAACCGCGUACACAUUAGCGAAAGAGUCGUUGUGGAUUGCUUGACACACCACCGUCUCAACCCUGACCUUGCCAAAAAUGUCCACGCUUUUGACGAUGAGACCAUCACUCUUGUCCGAGAUACCCACAACAACAAUAACGAUUCUGACGACGACUCCGACAACGAUAGCUACAGAAGCUACGAUUCGGACGACGACGACAGUGAUGACGACUCCACAAAGCGCUUUGAUACCGACCUCCUGCCCACUACCAAGCAAACCUUCAAACCCCUGACAGACUCUCAAUGUCUCCUCGCCUCCGCCCUUGUCCAUGGUUUCUCCUUCACACACAAAAAGUGGAUUGACAUGUUCAUCGACAAUCUCUCCGCCGUAACCUGGAAUGAAUCAUGCUUUGACCAACUCGUGCUCGCCCCAAAGCAGAAGAAACUCGUCCAAGCCCUGGUUACCGAACACAUCUGCCAGAAACCAGACUUUGACGACAUCAUCAAGGGUAAAGGCAAAGGAUUGGUGUUUGUACUGCACGGUNNCCCCCCUGGCGUGGGAAAAACACUUACUGCAGAAUGUGUGGCCGAACGCUGUAAACGCCCUCUCUACGUCGUUUCUUCAGGCGAUCUGGGAACAGACUCCUUCACCCUGGAUGAGAGACUGACCAAAAUCUUGGAUAUGGCGAGUACAUGGCGCGCCGUCCUUCUCAUCGACGAAGCAGACAUUUUCCUCGAACGCCGCUCUCUGCACGAUAUGGAACGAAACGCCCUCGUGUCCAUUUUCCUCAGAGUGCUGGAAUACUAUCAGGGAAUCUUGUUCUUGACUUCCAACCGCGUGGACACCUUUGACGAUGCAUUCAAGUCUCGCAUCCACGUUCCUCUCAAAUACACUGGUCUGGACACCUCUUCGCGCAAACAGAUCUGGAAGAAUUUCCUCGACAAGGCGGAGGGUGAUGCUGUUGAUGAAGACGGGAUUGAGAAGCUGGCUCUGCAUGACUUGAAUGGCAGACAGAUCAAGGGUAUUGUUAGGACGGCUACCAGUCUUGCGAGAUACGAUAACAAGAAAUUGGAUCUCGAGACAUUGGAGCAGGUUGUCGAGAUCCAGAUGGACUUUGAGAGGGAUCUCGUGGGAGAUGGGCAGUAG
Molecule: messenger RNA, 2196 nt
Organism: Aureobasidium uvarum
Lineage: Eukaryota; Fungi; Ascomycota; Dothideomycetes; Dothideales; Saccotheciaceae
Source: the annotation of a GenBank genome assembly